This is a messenger RNA of Xiphias gladius (swordfish), 5242 nucleotides long. Its product is annotated as pleckstrin homology domain-containing family A member 7-like. The coding region runs from base 869 to 4675 and encodes 1268 amino acids. The transcript has 26 exons. Gene Ontology annotation, molecular function: protein binding. Lineage: Eukaryota; Metazoa; Chordata; Actinopteri; Istiophoriformes; Xiphiidae. The record is from RefSeq and is a predicted model, not a curated record.
UUUCGUGAGGCUGGAGAGCCGGUGGGGAGCCUGUGGUUGGGGAAAUAAGCACUUGUGCUGGCACUGGCUACCUCUUGAGACAGACUAGAUACAGCGGAGGGACGCGGGGACUGUGGAUUUUAACCUCCUCUUGUUAAGAAGAGAUGGAUUUGUGGAGCCUGUGAACUUUGGAGAGAAUGUACUGCACGUGUAAAAGACAAACGGCUCCUAUUUGGCACUAGGGAUUGCAGGAGAAAAGGAGGUCUCUGAAAUCUGCCGCUUAUCGUGAACACGGUCGGAUGUAGAUCUGCGCCUAAGAAGUGGAAACCCCUGGAGGUGUGAGCCAAAUCAUUGAGAUGUAGGGUGGAGAUACGUAUUACGCAUGAUUUAACGGGCCAAAAAAUACUGCUCAGCUAGGUUAACCUCAAAAACAUCUGUUAUACCUGAUUACACCUGAGACGUGAGGGAAAAUGACUGGCUCGAGGCAGGAUUGAAUGAGUUACCUGUGAUGUCAGACUUCACCUAGGGCAGUCAUCUGAGACGUCUGAGUAGUUGUGGUAUUAUCGAGGUUGGGGGGGCAGCAGUAGCAGACUUCAUUUCCAGGUGUGUUAACCACACCAGACUUGACUCACCUGACAUCAGCCCCUCUCCGUUUGGGCUCAGCCCCUCAAUUUAUCUCCUCACCUCAUCUUCUCCGUAAUCCGUGCUCUCGAAUCCACCACCGCCUCUCGUUUUCUCCCCAUGGAGCCGCUCAAGAGACGAGAGAAGAGACGCUGAUUUAUAUUACCCCCGGCAGCCUGCGUCUGAUUCCACAGCACUAGAAAUAGAAAGCAGAAAGAAACAGCGGCGGCAUUUGUGAACUGUCAUCACGUAGAGCAAGAGACGCACCAUGUGGAAUCAGUCCGGAUACUGCAACCACAUACCUCAUGCCGGGUAUCCCUUCUACCAUGCACCCUGCAGUCAUAACCAGAGGACCACAGCGUUUCGCCAUCCUGUGACCGGGCAGAUUUCUCCAGAGAACGUGGAUUUUAUCCUGCAAGAACAGCCGCAGGGUGCUUGCACGAUGUCCAUAGCCGCGGGUGAGCAGCUUUCCAGCACCACCGUCAGCGAGGCCUCCACGACCAUCACCUCCUCCACUGUGGACACCACGUCUGCCUCCAAGGGCUCCCGGCCCAUCAGCAAGGUGCACAGCUUUGGGAAGAGAGAGCAGGCCAUUAAGAGGAAUCCCAAUGUCCCUGUGGUGGUGCGAGGAUGGCUGUACAAACAGGACAGCUCCGGGAUGCGUCUUUGGAAGCGGAAGUGGUUCGUCUUGUCCGAUUUCUGUCUGUUCUACUACAAAGACAGCAGAGAGGAAUCUGUCUUAGGCAGUAUUCCUCUGCCCAGCUAUGUCAUUUCACCCGUGGGACCCGAGGACCACAUCAGUCGCAAGUAUGCCUUUAAGGCUAGCCACACCGGUAUGCGCUCGUACAUUUACAAGCAGAGCUCUGUGAUUGGCUCGCAGGCGGAGCACACUGGGAUGCGUACGUAUUACUUCAGCGCUGACACCCAGGAGGACAUGAACACCUGGCUGAGGGCCAUGAACCAGGCCGCGCUAAUGCAGAACCAUGCCGAUGCACUCAUCAGACCAUCUGACAAGUUUGAGAAGUUGAGCAUGUUGCAGCAGCAGGCUGUCCCGCAGACAAACCAUGUAAACAACCACAAGACCAAGACUUCCGACUCUGACACCACCAGACCGAUCAUCCACGAGGUUCUCCUGGAGCCCAUACACCGUGACGCAGAGGAGCGCUGCAGCUUCCACAAAGACUCUCCUUCCGCCGCCAUGUCGGAGCAACCCGGGGGAAGCACUGGCUUGGAAAUGGACACGCACACUUCCCUCCCCUCCAACCCCACACCCUCUGCCCUCCCACAGUCGGACCACGUGUCCGCCUCGGCGCCUGUGUCCAGGGUGCCAUCCCGCGCGCCGUCACGAGCCGCCUCAACACUACCCUCCAGCGUUUGCACAAGGAAUGGCCUCGUCUCCACGCCCAGCCCCAUUCUGGAGCCCAAUGGGAUCGCAGCGGGCACGUACCAGAGGGCCCCAGCGCCGCCCUCUGCUGACACACAGAAGCAUGUGCAGAGGAGAAGCACUCUGGAGCAAGUGGAGCAGUGGGUCAAAGUGCAGAAGGCUGAGCACAAAGGCCCCCCAUCCAGAGAGAACACCCUCCCACGUCGCACACCACCAACCCAGCACAAGUUCACCUCCGUGGACGCAUACCAAACCCUGCCAAAGACUCAGCGGCAGAGUCCCCCACCUGCCCGACUCGGUGAGUACAAGUAUGCCCAGGACCGCCUGAGCCACUUCCGCCUCACCCCAGAGCAGGCUGGCCCAGGGUCCAGCACCGUCUGGCAGCUGUACGAGUGGCAGCAGCGCCACCAGUUCCGUCACGGCAGUCCCACGGCGCCACUCUACACCCCAGCCCCAGACUACCCCUUCGGCCCCCGCCCCCCAUCCACUGUGCCUCCCUCCUCCUCAGCCCCGAAGUCCGAGGGGCCUCCUCGCUGUGUGUCGGUACCACCUUCAUCUGCAGACAUCCCUCCACCGGGGCCCCCACCAGGCACCGGCCGAACCCUGUCGCCCACACGGAGGCCACAUACGCCAGCUGAACGGGUGACAGUCAGGCCCGUGGGUGACAGGUCAGUGGUGGACAUCCCCCUCGUUGUUUCCCCCCGGAGGACCAAAUCUCAGCUGUUCAAGGCUUCUACUAUCGAGAGACGGUCAAUGCCUCCCUCCAGCUACAUCACACACACAGUCAGUGCACCCAGCCUUCAUGGCAAAACGGCUGAUGACACCUAUAUGCAGCUGAAGAAGGACUUGGAGUAUCUGGACCUAAAGGUUGCUGGAAGUCAGACACUGAAGGAGUCAGGGAAACCUGUCAAGGUUGCAGAAAGUGACGUGGAUGUGAAGUUGAGUCGGUUAUGUGAGCAGGACAAGAUCCUGAAGGAUCUGGAGGCGAGGAUCAGCUCCCUGAAGGAGGACAAGGACAAGUUGGAGAGCGUACUGGAUGUGUCCCACCAGCAGAUGGAGCAGUUCCAGGAGCAGCCGGCCCACGCCCACAAGAUCGCCUAUCAGCAGCGGCUGCUGCAGGAAGAUCUGGUCACCAUCAGGGCCCAAAUAUCACGCCUCUCCACGGAGAUGGGACAAGCCUGGGAGGAGUACAGCAGCCUGGAGAGAUCCGUAGAGCAGUUGAGGGCAGCGCUGCACAUGCAUAUGAACCACAGCUCCACCCCUCAGCGAGAGAAAGCUGAGAUGAAGCGCGAGCUGUGGAGGAUCGAAGAUGUGAUGUCCGGACUGAGCGCCAGCAAAGCCAACUACAAGGUCACCAUUGACUCUGUCCAGAACCCAGAGAGGAAAUUAGUGCCUUCGGUGUCAGACCCGGCAGUGCCUUCUCAUAGCACAGAGGUGCACCCUCCUCCUCGCAGCUCCAUCCCCAGCAUCCUCUCCUAUACGUUGCCUCACAGCACCGUGCCAAAGUGGGCAGAGGACAGCGCUCCACCUCGGCCACCACUGCCCCGCCUCUAUGACUACGAAGAAACGCCCCCCGUGGUGCCUCCUCUCCCCAGAGAGGCCUCAGUCAUCCGCCACACGUCCGUGCGCGGACUGAAACGCCAGUCAGAUGAGAGGAAGAGGGACAGGGAGAGCGGGCAGUAUGUUGUCAAUGGAGACUGUAAGGCUGACUUGCGGUCCUACCUGAGUGAACCAGAGCUGCCAGGAAUGAGUCACCACAUCACUGGGUCUGACGUUGACUACCAGUAUUUCCCAGGCAAAGGUCUGUCAGGCUCCUCAUCUCAACCGAACCAGUCCAACUCCAUCUCGUCCUACGUCACCCUAAGGAGAGGCCCCGGGAGCUCCGCGGCCAGGGAGCGACCUAAGAGUGCCUUGGAGCGUCUGUCAUCACCUACAGAGGCCCUGCAGCUCCCGGGCAGCCAGGCUCGCGGCCGCAUGACCGCGGAGGAGCAGCUGGAGCGGAUGAAGCGUCACCAGAAGGCGCUGGUUCGCGAGCGCAAGAGGAACCUCAGCCAGGGGGAACGCUCCUGCACGGGCCUCGCCGCCUCUACCGUCACCACCCAGCGCUCCUCCUCCUCCUCCCGGCUGCCCUCCAGCACCUCUGAUCCUCCGGCCUCCAGAUUUGCACUCGACAAUAAAGAGUUUCUUGCUUCUGAUCCUCCUCUUGGCUGUGUUCUUCCUAAUCAGGCGUUCGACUGGCGGGAAGAGCGACCGGGGGCAGAGGGUCAGAGCGACGAAGGACGGAACCAAGUGAGAGAGAGGGGCAGGAUUCGGUCAGAUGAGUGGGUGACGGUGAAGGCCACACGCAUACGAGAGGUGGACGUUGAGCCUUUUGACUACAACCUGGAUAUCAGCCGAGAGCUGUCCAAACCGCAAAAAGUUCCCAUCCCAGAGCGUUACGUAGAGUCCGACCCCGACGAGCCCGCAAGUCAAGAGGAGCUGGAGGAACGCUCCCGGCGGGCCGAGCGCAUAAAGAACCUCCUGGCCAAAUCCAGUGUUCAGAACAUGCCUCCAUCUGCAUCAUUAGACUUCAGUGAGCUGGACUCAGCUCUGCAGCAGCAGGAGAGAAUCAUGACCGUGUCCCACACGCUGGCUUCGGAGGCAUCACGCAAAAGCAAACUGGUCGCAGCCAAAGCUGCGGCACAGCACUGACCCACGGGAACGGACCACCACCGCAAGUCAGGAGAGAUUCUUUGGGAAGGGGGAAGGGGAGGAUCUGAUCCUUUUUCAGCAGUUGCCAACUAAUUGAUUUACCUGUAACAAAUCCCUCUCAUAUGACUUUAGAACUACAUACAUGUUUCUAAAAGAGUGUUGACCUGUAGUUUUGAAAGAGAAUCAAGUUUCACUGCAUCUGCACUUACAUUGCACAAUGAAGUCAAUCAAUGAUUAAUAACACGAGUGCUUUUUUUUUUUUUUUUUUUUUUUAUAAGUACCUGUUUUGCAGUUUGGCCUUUUUUUUUCUGAGUGAAUAAAAAGAGUGAAAUGAAAGCCAACGCCAACAUGCUCAGAUAACAGUGAUGUUUUUACAUGAAUUAUUUAUUACAUUGUUUUGGCUUGACAUGCUUGCUCCAUUUCUACUGUAUAAUUUCUGAGCACUGUCACCCGAUGAUCAUGGCCCUGUCAAUCGUCUCAAACACAUUAGAGUAUAAGAUCGAUCGCAGUUUAACACACGGGAAAAAAAAAAAAUCCACUUCACAAAAUAAAUAUUACAUUAAACAA